AUGGUUGUUUUGCAGUUUAUGGAAAGGACGAGGAAGCGAUUGGAAGAGAAUAGCAAAAAAAAGCAGAAACCGGGAAAACAGCAAAACAGGACAGCCACUGAAACGCCCGAUAAUCCAGUAUCUUCUGCUCCAGAAGUAUCGGUGAAAUAUGAAAAUCGGUAUGAAGUGCUGGAGGAUCUUGCGUUCGGACGAAUGUCGUUCCAAGGUUUCAAUCCCGAAGUUGAGGAAUUGAUGAAAUUCUACAGCGAUUUGAAGAGUGGAAAGAUCGAGGACCCUUCAGCACAAGCUGUUGAAACCGAUGAAUUCGUGUGCGGUGAAGGAGACGGAAAGGAUGUGUCCGGUUGGCAGCUAACAACAUCCCAGUCAACGUAUGCUUAA
Messenger RNA from Gongylonema pulchrum, 378 nucleotides. Lineage: Eukaryota; Metazoa; Nematoda; Chromadorea; Rhabditida; Gongylonematidae. The record is from the annotation of a GenBank genome assembly.